UACUCACAAAUCGCACUGAAUUUAGGUCACAAUAGCGGCACGCAGCCUCGCCAUUUUAGCAACUCUUUGUGCGCUACUGCCUGCUAAGAGUUUGCGUAUUUUAUCGAGCGAUUCGUCGACUCGGGUUUUAAUUCGGGUGCACAAAAAUGCAAGGAAACAGAGGUCCCCAGCAGAACCACGGCCCUAACCGCCCGGGAGAACAGAAAAAGCCCGGAGGAACAAACACGAACGGCCAGCAGCCUGAGCCCAGCGAACAGACCAACCCCAAUGAGGCCUUAACCCUGGACUUGCAGAGCUUCAGGAAGCCCGGUGAGAAAACCUUUACCCAGCGCAGCCGGCUGUUUGUUGGAAACCUGCCAACGGGGGUUACCGAGGAGGACCUCGAGAAGCUGUUCGCCAAGUACGGCAAGGCCAGCGAAAUCUUUAUCAACAAGGAAAGAGGCUUCGGCUUCAUCCGGCUAGAGACCAGGAUCAUAGCAGAGAUCGCCAGAGCCGAGCUUGAUGAUACUCCAUUCAGGGGCCGGCCCAUACGGGUGAGGUUUGCAACACACGGUGCUGCUUUAACAGUUAAAAAUCUGCCAGAGUUUGUGUCCAAUGAGCUGCUUGAGGAGGCCUUCGCAGUCUUUGGUCAGAUAGAAAGAGCUGUGGUCAUAGUGGAUGAUCGAGGGCGGCCCACGGGGAAGGGAAUAGUGGAGUACACCUCGAAGCCAGCUGCAAGAAAGGCUCUGGAUAAGUGUAACGAUGGUGCCUAUCUUCUCACAGCUUUUCCUCGACCCAUUACAGUAGAACCUAUGGAACAGUUUGAUGAAGAGGAGGGACUGCCAGAAAAGCUCAUAAACAAAAACCAGCAAUAUCACAAAGAGCGUGAGCAGCCGCCGCGAUUUGCUCAGCCGGGUACUUUUGAGUACGAGUACGCCAUGCGCUGGAAGGCCCUGAUGGAGAUGGAGAAGCAGCAGUACGAAAUGGUGGACCGCAACAUGAAGGAGGCUCAGGAGAAGCUGGAGGCUGAGAUGGAGGCGGCCAGACACGAGCAUCAGGUGAUGCUGAUGAGGCAGGACCUGCUGAGGCGGCAGGAGGAGCUGCGGAGGAUGGAGGAGCUGCACAGUCAGGAGGUGCAGAAGCGGAAACAGGCUGAGCUCCGGCAGGAGGAGGAACGCCGGAGGAGGGAGGAGGAGAUGAGGAUGCGCAAUGAGGAGAUGAUGAAGAGGCAACAGGAGGGCUUCAGAGGCAACUUCUCUGAAAAUAGGGAACAAGACAUGAGGAUGCACAUGGGCAAUCACGGGAUGCCUAUGAACAGAAACUCGCUGUCGGGCAGCUCUGGUCCUGCUGGUACUCCGGGCCUGGCUGCUGAGAAUGCACCCAUGAUGUCGGGGCCAGGAAACAACAACAUGCCUGGAGGAGGCCAGGGUGGCUUCCCCAGGGGCCUCCCCGGGCCUGGGGACUAUGGACCUCCUAACAAACAGCGCAGAUUUUGAAUCACAUGUAUUUUUCCCCUUUUCAUACUGCAUUUUAAAGUCCAGCUAGUGAGUGCUACUUUUUGAACUCUGAUUACCAUUGCAUGUUUUUUUUUUUUUUAACUUUAUGUUUCUAUUUAGUACAAAAAUAUCAUAACUCUCCAAGUGAGCCAUGUGUUUUACUUUAUUUUUCACCUAAAUGUAUUUUUCAUAGGGAUAGAAAAUGUUCUUGUCCUGAAUAUGUUGACUUUUCUGGAAUAAAUUCCUGAUUCCCUAA
This is a messenger RNA of Scatophagus argus, 1731 nucleotides long. It is a transcript of the gene nono, whose product is annotated as non-POU domain containing, octamer-binding. Gene Ontology annotation, biological process: regulation of DNA-templated transcription. The transcript has a single exon. NCBI's taxonomy places the organism in Eukaryota, Metazoa, Chordata, Actinopteri, Scatophagidae. Gene Ontology annotation, molecular function: RNA binding. The record is from RefSeq and is a predicted model, not a curated record. Gene Ontology annotation, cellular component: nucleus. Bases 147 to 1475 code for a protein of 442 amino acids.